AUGGGUCACUAUGCAAAGGCUUGCCCAAAGCUUAUCAAUCAAGUAUCAACUACCCAGACCACCCAGCCUACUAGUAACAAGGUUACCGAACAACAAAAAGGACGAGUGUUUGUUGUUACACGUCAAGAGGCAGAGGAUCAAGAUGCAGUUGUUACAGGCACAUUACCCAUCCUCGGAGAUAUNAAUCAAGUACGACAACAGGUUUUCCAACAAGCCUUACGAGGAGCUCUCAGAACUCUUAAUAGUUGUUUGGACAACGAGUUACAUUUACGUACCAUCAGUGCUAAUAUUGGCAUGUUUGGGACGAUGAAAGAAAUAACUAACUGA
Messenger RNA from Benincasa hispida (wax gourd), 327 nucleotides. Lineage: Eukaryota; Viridiplantae; Streptophyta; Magnoliopsida; Cucurbitales; Cucurbitaceae. The record is from RefSeq and is a predicted model, not a curated record.